Ziziphus jujuba (common jujube) is the source of this 1435-nucleotide messenger RNA. Its product is annotated as GDSL esterase/lipase EXL3-like. The record is from RefSeq and is a predicted model, not a curated record. The transcript has 5 exons. Bases 165 to 1253 code for a protein of 362 amino acids. Gene Ontology annotation, cellular component: extracellular region. Lineage: Eukaryota; Viridiplantae; Streptophyta; Magnoliopsida; Rosales; Rhamnaceae. Gene Ontology annotation, molecular function: hydrolase activity, acting on ester bonds.
ACGUAUAUACAUGUAUAUGCAAUAAAAUGAACGAAGAUCAAUACCUAACAACUACCAGUAAACGCUAGUUUCUUGCCCAAUAAAUAACCUACAUUUUUCCAAAGUACUUCCUACACUUAAUUUGAAGAUCAAGCUAGCUAAAAUAUAGAAGUUCUGGAUAUACAAUGAAGCUAAUUUUCAGCCCACAAUCUCUUCUUGCUUAUUCAUUGUUCAUCCUCAUACUAGCCAUAGGUGGUGAUUAUUCUAUUUCUGUCCCACUUCCUUCAAAUCAAACAGUCCCUGCAGUCAUUGUGUUCGGAGAUUCAAUCGUGGAUCCUGGUAACAACAACAAUAUUAAGACCAUCGUCAAAUGUAAUUUCCCACCUUAUGGGAGGGACUUCACUGCAGGACAACCUACUGGAAGGUUUGGCAAUGGAAGAGUUGCCUCAGACGUUGCCGCUGAAAUUUUUAAUGUGAAGAAGAUAUUGCCUGCUUAUCUAGAUCCAAAUCUGCAGCUUCAAGAUCUUGUUAGCGGAGUAAGUUUUGCCUCGGGAGGUGCUGGAUAUGAUCCUCUCACUUCUGAACUAGUGUCUGUGAUAUCACUGUCGGAUCAGCUAGAUUUGUUUAGAGAGUAUAAGGGCAAGUUAAAGGAAGCAAUUGGGGAAGACAAAGCGGAGAGUAUAAUAUCCAAAAGUGUAUACUUUGUGUGUGUAGGGAGCGACGACAUUGCAAAUACUUACUUUUCUACUCCAUUAAGGAAACCCCACUACGACAUACAAUCCUAUACGGAUCUCAUGCUUAAUUCAGCUACAACAUUCUUCCAGGAACUUUAUGGGGAGGGAGCAAGAAGGAUUGGAGUAGUAAGUGUGCCAGCAAUAGGGUGUGUGCCAUCGCAGAGAACACUGAGUGGUGACAUAGAGAGAGGGUGUUCAGAUUCCGCAAACCAAGCAGCAAUCCUCUUCAACUCCAAGCUCUCUUCACAAAUAGCUUCCAUCAAUAACAAAUUUCCAGAAGCAAGGCUUGUUUACCUUGAUUUCUAUAACCCAUUACUUUUCCUAAUUCGAGAUCCUGCAAGUUAUGGAUUUGAAGAGGCAACAAAGGGAUGCUGUGGAACAGGAAAUUUAGAGGUGAGCAUUCUAUGCAACCCUUAUACUAUAAAUAGUUGCAGCGAUGCUUCUAAAUACAUAUUCUGGGACAGCUACCAUCCCUCAGAGAAGGCUUAUGUAUUACUUGUUAAUCGUGUACUCGACAACAAAAUUGAUAAAUUCUUUUAAAUCAUUCAUCUGUGUUUCUCUAUAUAUAUUUUCCAUUAUAUAUAUAUAUAUACUUAUCACCCCUAUUGGAAUCUUAUGUGGUUGACCGGCCGGUUCUUGUAACUAUGAUAAAAGAUUACCUCAAACGACGUAUGAAAUUAUAGUUAUAUGAUUGCAAUAUAUUGUUAUUUAUUAUUUUUCUG